GCCACAGAGAGUGAUCACCAGAAAACCUAUUCAGAUCUUUAAAAGGAGCACAUCAGUAACAACGAUAGCACUCUUCACUAGUAAAAAUCAAGAAGUAACAAGACGACACAGCAAAGCAGAAUCUCUUGGAAAAGAUGGUACUGGAAACUCUGAAUCCAAUGUACUACAACAUCACCAGCCUUUUACCAGAUACGAUGCCAGUGGCCACGGUGCCCAUACUUAUUCUUGUGUGCUUUCUGUUUCUAAUAUGGAAUCAUGAAGAAACUUCGUCAAUACCAGGGCCAGGAUACUGUAUGGGAAUCGGUCCCCUCAUUUCACAUGGGAGAUUUCUCUGGAUGGGAGUAGGUAACGCCUGCAACUACUACAAUAAGACAUAUGGAGAAUUUGUGAGAGUUUGGAUCAGUGGUGAAGAAACAUUUAUAAUCAGCAAAUCCUCAAGUGUUUUCCAUGUAAUGAAACAUUGGCACUAUGUUUCUCGAUUUGGGAGCAAGCUUGGAUUACAGUGCAUUGGCAUGUAUGAAAAUGGGAUCAUAUUUAAUAACAACCCAGCACACUGGAAAGAAAUUCGACCCUUUUUCACCAAAGCUCUGUCUGGCCCUGGUCUGGUGCGUAUGAUAGCAAUUUGUGUUGAAUCAACAAUUGACCACCUGGACAAACUAGAGGAGGUAACCACUGAAGUAGGAAACAUCAACGUGUUGAACCUCAUGAGACGGAUCAUGCUUGACACAUCUAACAAGCUUUUUCUCGGGAUCCCUUUGGACGAAAGUGCCAUUGUACUAAAGAUUCAGAACUACUUUGAUGCUUGGCAAGCACUUUUAUUAAAACCCGACAUCUUUUUUAAGAUUUCUUGGCUGUGCAAGAAAUACGAAGAGGCAGUCAAGGAUCUGAAAGGAGCAAUGGAAAUCUUAAUAGAACAAAAACGACAAAAGCUUUCCACUGUUGAAAAGUUGGAUGAACACAUGGAUUUUGCAUCCCAGUUGAUUUUUGCACAGAAUAGAGGGGAUCUGACUGCCGAGAACGUGAACCAGUGCGUGCUGGAGAUGAUGAUUGCUGCUCCUGAUACUCUGUCUGUGACUCUCUUCUUCAUGCUUAUACUGAUUGCAGAGCACCCCACAGUGGAAGAGGAGAUGAUGAGAGAAAUUGAAACUGUUAUGGGUGACAGAGACAUACAGAGUGAUGACAUGCCAAACUUAAAAAUCGUGGAGAACUUUAUUUAUGAGAGCAUGAGAUAUCAGCCAGUUGUGGACUUGAUCAUGCGAAAAGCUUUACAAGAUGAUGUAAUUGAUGGCUAUCCUGUGAAAAAGGGAACAAACAUUAUUCUCAAUAUUGGACGGAUGCAUAAGCUUGAAUUCUUCCCAAAGCCAAAUGAGUUUUCUCUUGAAAACUUUGAGAAAAAUGUUCCUUCACGCUACUUCCAACCUUUUGGAUUUGGCCCUCGGGGCUGUGUAGGAAAGUUUAUUGCCAUGGUAAUGAUGAAAGCAAUUCUGGUGACUCUUCUGAGACGGUGCAGAGUACAGACAAUGAAGGGAAGAGGCCUUAACAACAUCCAGAAAAACAAUGACUUAUCCAUGCACCCAAUAGAAAGGCAGCCUCUGCUAGAGAUGGUUUUCACACCAAGAAGAAACACGAACAAAAAUCAGGAUGACUAAAAUGGAUCAGGCACCAGCAUUGAAGUCACAGGGCUUUCUCAGCCACAGCCACUAAGAAAGCCCCAUUGUUCCUAGGUAAAGUUCUAGAGUAAAACAAUUUUUGGCCCCUAAAUCACUACAGCUUCAUAUGACAACUUGUUCUGCCUGCACAGCAGAACUCUGGCCACAACUUCAGUGUAAUAAAGACUAAAACUACAAAAUAGCUCCUAGGUGACACCACACUAUAUGCAGGAUUCCUGACUACUUUAUAAAACCUUCAAGUUCAGACAAAGUUAUGCCUUGCUUUUCAAACAGCACAAGUUCAAAGGUUUGGAGGUCAACAAAAGAACACUCCUGAUGUGUAUUCAGUUCCAGAACUACUCCCCUUUUGCCCCCACCUCCUGAAGUUGGACCUAGCAGUAUUUAACUACUGCAAAAGCUCUAAUUAUCUGGGUUUGAAAACAUCUGACUGAAUAAUACUAAAGUUGAUGUUAUUUAGGACAUAAACAAGUUAUAAAAAAAAUGUUUGUACAAGAAGUCAUUCAAAACUUUUUCUCUACUGUGUUUUACUUUCAUCUUGAACAGAUACCAAAGACUUACAGUGUCAGAUAGAUUGCACUGAGGGUAGUAAUUUUCAGAGCACUAAGUAAUAUGACAACUUGAAACCCAGUAUCCUGCUACAGAGGAUCUGUAAACAUCUUAGCAAUGAUCAGCUGAGAAAAAGGUAAUAAAUAUAAAACAUUACUGCUAGUAUUACACAAGGCAGAAGGAAAAACGGUCACAGCUCCAGCUCAUCUGGGUAACUGAAGGAACUGCCCACCUCAUCGCAGUUUGGUGAAGCAGUUCAAAUUCUCUCUAAGCUGCCUAAGCAGUACCAAAUCCUGUUUCAAUUGCUUGAUUCAACUUCAGAGAGUAAGAUUCAGAGUUGUUGCCCAUGUUCCCACACCACAGCAGGAGAGAAAGUCCCUCCCAAAUUUUUCACAAAGCUCUUAUGGCUUCUCCAGAAAGAGCACCAGGCUGCAUCCUGCUCUCAAGCAUCCUGCUUCACACCCACUCAUUUAAAGAAAGCCAGUAGCAUCAAAAGAGAAACACUGGCUCAAGAGGUAGACCUUUUUUUUUUUUAAAGGUAAAAUGGGCUUCACUCAUCUACUCAAGGUAAGAUGGCAGUCUUAUUGGGUAAAUGCUCAGAGUUCUGUAGUGGCAAAGAAGAGAAGUUCUGAAGUAAUAAUCAGAUUUCCAGAUAACAUUUUUUAAAGGGUUUUCUACAUACACAGAUUUUUAUAUUAAUUAUUAAUUAGGCUUAGUAUUAUACUUAGUCCUUAACAGGAAAGAUACAUAACUACCCACAAUUUCUUGUUGAAAAUGGACCUAUCUUGAAAUCUGUAGAAUCUUGAUGUUCAUUGAUAUCUCUAUCAGUGUAAUGAUGAGUUAUUGGUUUGGUCAAGAAGAAAAAAACCCUCCCGGCUUAAUGAUCACAUCCAUUGACAGAGACUUCCCACGUUCAGUAAGCUCAAGUUUUCAUACUGUGUAACCCAAAGAAAGGAGUUUUCUGGAUAAAGUGCCUUGAUAAAGCCAACCAACCAAUAGGCUUUAUAUUAACUUUUUCCUUCCAAGUCACUUAAACUGUAAAAAGAAAAAAAAAAUUGUUCAUGUAUUGUGUAUGGCCUUAUUUCAAAUAUCUAAUUAGAAUUAGUUAGAUUAACUAAUCUGUUCCCUCAGACCACUGCUCUCAGGUGCAGGUUCACCAGAGGAAUAUCUAUCCAGCAGCAUGGAAAAAUUGCAUAAACCAACUAAAUAAUUAUGUGUUCCAGCCAAAGGCAAUGAGUUAGGUCAGGCUGGGGCUGCUGACAAAGAAGAGGAACUGCACAUUUAGGUGUUUUCUCAAAACAGCAUGUAAAUUUUCUAGAAUAAUUAAAAAAAAUAAUCAAACUUGAAAGCAGAAUAAUUUAUUGUAGGUAGGUUGCUUUUAAAGCUUUCUCCAUAGCAUUUGCAUGGUACCCAAAAAUAACAAUAGUAAAGGGCAAUCCCAUACCACCCAUAAACACAGACAAAAUUGGGCAUUUAAAGAUGUAUAGAAAUAUGGGACUUCUACUAUGUCAUGAAGCAACACAGUGGUAUGAACCUUUGGAAUAUCUAAUGUAACCUCUAUUUCUACAUUCUCUCUAGCCUUUAAACUAGGAAAUUGCUAGAGCUGUUGGGAGAAUAAAACAACAACCCCCCCCCAAAAAAACCCACCCCACAAAAACUUAUUAAAUCCCAUUCUUACUCAUUCUGUAUUUUAAAAUACCAAAAAGGGUACUUCAGUGGACCCACAUUUCUCAUUUGUUCAGGAACUUUAAAAAGAAGCCCACUGAAGGGUCUUUUUUCUUGGGAAUAAACUACUUUUUCAUACGCAGUACACAUCUUUGCUUAUUUCACACACAAAAAACAUUUCUUACAGUGAUAAGUUACUCUCUGAUUUUCCAUCUCAUAAUUAUAGGUCUCUCCCCCAAGUAAAAUUUUUCACAAGGUUGGAAUUAAUAAAUUACUUUUAUCAUUCAAAUUUUGAAACAAUUAUAUAAAAUCAUGUAGAUAUAUGAAAAAUGCAUGCUGUUCUGAUUUUUUUAAUGUAUUAUAUAUUGUUGAAUUUGUAGACUGGAAUUUCAGAAACAUGAUUACCAUAAUUAUCCUAUGGAAGAAAUAAAGCAGGUUCAUUUUUUACUUUUUGUAAGCAAGCCUGCAGAACUAUUUCCCUUUGUAUUUUAAGUAUCUUCUUUCUGAUAUGCUUUGCACGCUGUGUUUCUGGUCCUCAAAUUUCUACAGUACUUAAUUCCAUCCAAAUGUGGACAACAGACCUGUUAAUUAAUCUCAGCUAUUAGCUAAUCUGAGCCCCAUUCUCCAUAUCUCUGUUAUGGCUGUUAUGCAGUGGUCUAUUUGCAUGAAUAUUUGCAUGGUAAGAUCCAUUUCCCUUUCCCAUAUACUUACUUACGUUUGAGAACUGCAGUUGGUGAAGCAGUGUUUCAAAGCUUGCCAUGUGGAUAUAAACAGUUUAAAUCCUUUCAAUGUAUAUAUGCCAUUGUAUAAAACAGACCUCUGAUUUUAAAUGGUGUUUUAUUACCAGGUACUGUAAAAAUCUAAGUGGCUUAAAACCACAUCAACUCUACUGUCAUCAAGUGGCUAUUCCAUUAAUGUUCAGUACAUCAACAUAGACCAGACUUGAAGACUAUGUUUUAUACAUCACUGUGAUUAUGGGCUGCUCACAGCACAUAAAUGUGGGUGUUGUUAGAAAAUAAAAUAGUAAUGAAAUAAAAGUUGUACGCUCAAAAACAAGUUUUAAAUCAUGAUUGUGUUUUCUCAAUCUAAGAAUCACAAUAAAGCAUUUAAAUCUAUGAAUGUGUAUGCAUGCACGAACUGCUUGCUAAAAGUAUUAAAUACAAGGAUGAAAUCUGGGAUGUUCUAAACUCAGAUUUCCCCUUGAUUUCGGAGGGCAUACUAUUGCAAAUAUUUUUAAUAACAGUAAGAAAGCAGAAAUAGAUUAAGUAAUUUCAUUUCAUACAAGACUUCUUGUCUAACGAUGCACUUUAUUGAAACUUUAAAAGGAGGAGGAAGAGGUAGUUACAUGACAGAAAACAGGAAGGUAGGAAAUGGCUCGGUAAAACAAAAAAUUAAAAAAAAUAAAGCAUGAGAACUCUUUAAUAUGGGUGCAAGUGGAUAGAUUUUUCAGACAGUAACCUGAUCACAAGAUACUCCCAGUGAAAACAUUUAUCAUGGAAUUUUACAAGGUCUAUUAAUAAUUUUGAACCAUUAAUAAACAAUUGUCAGUUUUAUUAGAUUGUUCACUUUCUGCAUUCUCCAAUACAAUGCAGUGUUAUAGCUUCAGUUAAUAUCCCAUUAAGAUAAAUUCUUAACUUUAAAAGAA
Messenger RNA from Calidris pugnax (ruff), 5526 nucleotides. Its product is annotated as aromatase. Gene Ontology annotation, molecular function: iron ion binding; monooxygenase activity; heme binding. Lineage: Eukaryota; Metazoa; Chordata; Aves; Charadriiformes; Scolopacidae. The transcript has 10 exons. The record is from RefSeq and is a predicted model, not a curated record. Bases 135 to 1649 code for a protein of 504 amino acids.